This is a messenger RNA of Spirodela intermedia, 5346 nucleotides long. NCBI's taxonomy places the organism in Eukaryota, Viridiplantae, Streptophyta, Magnoliopsida, Alismatales, Araceae. The record is from the annotation of a GenBank genome assembly.
AUGGAGGAGACGGACCUCUGCGGAUCCUCGAUAUUUCGCUGCGACCAGCGCCUCUGCUCCGCAGACGUUCUUCCCUCGUCCGAGGUACUAUGCCUCUCUCUCCGAGUUUUACUAUGUGUGCCAAGCCGGGUGGAGGAAUUCCGCGGUUGCCGGGGGCCUUCCCAUCCGAGGCAGCGAGGGCGAAUCCACGGGGAAAAACUGAUUUCCUGACCUUGAAUGGAUUCUCCAUAGCUUACAUGGAUGGAAAUUCCCGGUGGCUGUGAAAUUCCUUAACUCGCCAUGGCAAUCCGUGAGUUCCAGAGCUUCGUUCUGUAUAUCUCCUCUCCACAGUCUGAUGAUUUCCUCCAUAUUUCUGACUUUCCCUCUGUCUGGCAUCCGCGUCAGGUCCGUGCGAGAAUGGAGGUUUCUGUCCUGAACUUUCUCGAGUUCCUGACGUCUCCUUCGCCGGCCGUCCCCCAUCUAUCCCUGGUUUACCUCCCAUCUCCAUUCCUUUUCUGCAUCCUGAUGUCUCGUAUUUAGCAGUGUUAUUCUUAGCGAUGGUUCUUAGCAUGACUGUGCCGACAGUAAUGGAAACUGGAAUGCUGAAGUUCUUUGCCGAGUCUCCAUACCAUCGUCUAAGGUCUGUGUUUUAUGCGUACGGUGUUUAGAAUUAAGGUCUGUCUUCCGGCUGGACCUUCGUUCGGAUAUUUAGAUGUCGUACAGAUGGACUCAUCUUUGAGAUGGAUGCUGUCUAGAAGGUAUCACCAUUGCUGCGCACGCAUUUGAGUGUUUUUCCUAUUUGCGUUUCUAUUUUGUAUCAUUAUGGAUCACACAAUUGCCUUGAUGAUUUAAAAAUUGUCGCAAGGACAGACUGCAUGCCCACAGCAGAUCAAUAUUAUCAAAAGAUAAACCCAUGGAACGUGUUGAUAAUCAAAAUGAUAUCGAGGGCCCAGAAGAGGAAUUCCUCGCAUCAUUCGCGUUCCAUGGGUGUUGCGUGUUAUACUACCAAUCCAACGUCCUAUUAUAAUACAUGGUGCUGACAAUUAGGAGAAUUUCUUCUGAAGCAACUCUCCAAUGUCCCAGCUGCUAACAUUACCUCUAUACCAACGAUAUCUUUAGCACAUUGGCUUCUAACAUUACCUCUAUAUCUAGACCUCUAUAACAAUUAGUGCUAUUAUGAUCAUCGCAUUGAGGAGGCACAGCAACUCCGAAGUCUAUUUGACCGAAUGUUUGCAUUUAGAUGUUGUGUAGUAGAUGUUUGCAUUUAGAUGUUUGCAUUUAGAGGUGGAGGGAAGUCCCCAGGUGGUUUCUUAUGUAGAUGUAGCGACGUCGAUUCAUGCAUGCGGUGCCACCAUCCUGCACUUCAAUUCAUAACAUAUCUCGCUUGUAGUUGGACUCAGCAAUGGUAACCGGCGGAGGGCGUCAGCAUAGGGUGUUCCUGUGUCAAUGUAAUUGACAUGUACCAGCUGGCCGCGGCCAUAGAUCUACUCUCCAGUCCCAUACAUCUUGUCGUCCUACUCUUUCACUAUUCCUGGAAACCGAAACCUUUGGGUUGCCAUGCCAAUGAUAGCUUUAGGGGAUACUAGAUAUGCUAUUUGGGGCAGGUAAGCUUUUGCUGACAUGAUAGGAUUUAACAUUAAUCUGUUAUUGAUGAGGGCAUCAUAACAUCUGGUUGAUUUCUCCGUUGUGCUUUCAUCAUCAACGACUCUCCUGUUGUAUACUUUUUCAUCUAGAGGCUAAUGCAAAGUAAAUUGUUUUGGCCCACUUCUCCUAAUUUAUACAUGUACUCAUAAGCAAGGUGAACUUAUGCAAAAGUAGUGCGUGGUGAAAGAGUUAUAGUAUGGGUGCCCUCUAGGUCUAUAUGGAAAUGCCGGGAUCCUGAAGCCUUAUCUUUUGUUUAAUUAUUGGUCAACAAGUUUUAAGAAGGAAAAGAGAUGGGGAUCUAAUGUGGUAAACAGAUGAUACAAUACUAGGAAAUUUGGUAAAGGGACAAGACGACCAAAAUACCUCAAGAUUUUUUUUUAUUUGAAAAUUGAGAAUGCACUGUCUGUAUUAUGACAUCAGAAAAGACGCAUCUGGAUUUGUCUAAUGUACUGUCUGAUGUCCUUUAUGACGUAGUGAUUAGGCAUAAUGAAACGUCAAGAUCUAGGAUUUGUCUGUUUGUUUUGUAAUGAAAUGGAUGCCUGACUUUAAAAGACCUGAAGUCAGUUCCGAGAAACGUUAAUGACAAAGCUGUGGCGACACUGACCGUGUAGUUUGAAUCUGUAUAGCGAUUAAAGUGAAUAAGUCAAAGUAGAAGCUAUGGAAUAAUAUAUGAAUAUGUAUGGCGAUCAACCUCUUUUCUAGUUGAAUGCAAUUAGGACUGUUCUCUAGGUGGGAUGGAAUUCACAGGAUGUAGUUCCAUAUUUUCAUGAGUUUUCUGUGACGGUGAUUCCGAACAGUUACAAAGAGUAGAUUCGUAUAUAUCUUGACAUUUUUAUUUUUGUAUCACCAUUACCGUUGAAGUAAAAAGAGGAUGGAUACGUUUUUGGUUUCUCUCUUUCUAUCAUGAUGCUGCUUACCGUACCGUAAAAAUUCGAUAUAUCUUCCUUUAUUGUAUUCUCAAUUACCCGGAUCAUGCAUUAUUUCCUUUAUGCAGAUAAAGAGGCGACUAGACAAUACAGGAUUACGCCAAGGGCUAGUGAACGAUGUGUCUUCGAUCUUCCUUUCUCAUUCAUUUUGUAAGAGGUCUCUAAUGAGAACCAAAGAAGCCAAGGCCUUUAUAAGAGGUAAUGCUGCUGGGAAAAGAAUAUUAUGUAUUGUCUAUAAAUUUUCGCUUCAAAGAGGUAGUGCGUAGAUUUCUUUUAGGGUCCUUUUAUUGCAGUGUGGAAGGCCAUGGAACUCUGUUUCCAAGUACUGGAGAGGGGGAAGCAGGUCACUCAGAGGGAGCUGUUUUAUAGGCUUUUGUGUGAGUCUCCUGAUUAUUUUACUUCUCAAGCUCAAGUGAACAUGGCUGUGCAAGGUCAAUGCCUCAUUUUCUCUCUCUUUCAUUCGACUCCCUCUCUUUCCUGAUUUCUUUCCAUGUUGAUCCUGUUUGUAGCACAUAAUCCUCAUCCAUGACAAUCUUACACGCUUGAACCUGUACUAACCUUUUACUGCAGAUCUCGUCGCCCUGCUCCAUUGCACUCGCCAGAGCUUAGGAAUCAUGGCCUCCAGCCGAGGGGCGAUUUCUGGACGCUUGAAAUUACUGGUAGCUCUCUUUCAUUUGAUCAUAUUUAUUUUUAAUGCUGCAAUUUCUUCUAUCUUGGAUAAACUGGAAAAUGGGCUUAUAAGUCAAAUGCUUUCUCGGAAAAGCCUAUAUCGAUUUGCUCUAAAGCAUUUGACAGAAGUGCUUACUAAAGCUACGGCAUUCUAGUAUUUUUUUUCCUUGAUUGCCAUGUCUUAUCUCUUUACCCGACGAGCUGCGACUGCAAGGACCCAGAGACAGGCGUUAUUGAUUGCUCGGUUCUUGGGUCUGCUGGAUAUGCUAUAAGUGGUGACCUUAAUUUGCUGCAAAAACUCAUUUUUCAUUCUGAUGCCCGGUACAUCAUCGUUUUGGAGAAGGUAAUUUAGUUCAUGCGCGUUAAAAAAUUAACGCAUUUAACAGAGAUUCAUGCUGACGGUGUUUCCAUUCUGGAUCACUUUAAGGACGCUAUUUUCCAACGACUCGUGGAGGAUCAGAUUUUCAAUCAGAUUCCCAGCAUCCUUAUCACAGCCAAGGGAUAUCCAGACAUGGCUACAAGGUACCUGCUGAUUCUGCUUUCUGACAUUUGGGGUUUGGAAGUGGUGGUGGUGGUGGUGGUGAUCGCAGAGAUUACUCUGCUUUCUUUAGGCAAAGAACUUCUAUCUAUUCCUAGAACUGGUCGGCAUUAUUACUGUAACAUAAUGACCUCCAUUAGUCGGUUUAAUGCGAGACAUUCACACCGUACAGUACAUGAAUGAACCGGGUGACCCGAAAGCAGAGAGAUCAUUGAAUUUCAUGGAGGAGCUUCUUGGAGACACUUUUUCUAGACGAGAUUUAGGAUCUAUGAAUAUUAUUAGUUCUUAGAACUGGUACCCUUCAGAUCAAUGCAAGAACAGAAAAGCAGGGGUAGACCCAUGGGAUGUAAACCGGCGAAGUCAUCUGGGUAACAUAGAAUUUACAUGAAAACAUGCUUUUUUAUUCGCUGUUUGGCGCUUUGUUCUUCCGACGUUGAACCAGAGCCUGUAGAUUUCAUGCUCGCCUCUAUCCAAUCUUAUGUAGCCAACAAGCAGCCGCGAUUACGUACUUAAAUUCAUCUCUGCGGCAUGAUCUGGAUUUCCAUGCAUUGUCUGCAUACCUCUGAGCUUUGCUACAAUGGCUUAAACUUUCUGAAUGGUGCGAUAAGAGCUUUUCACCUGCACCUGAUCAGCCCCCCUUGGACAGAAGAUUACAUCGCAUAUUCAGCGCAUUCUUCGCCUGUGCAGACUCCUGGCAUAUAACUUUCUGGGCACUGGAACCCUUUUCUGGGUUUCUGAUAUUAUUCAGGAGAUUUUCAUGGGUAAAUUAUAGAAAUAUAUUAUUAUAUCCUGAUGCAUGGAAGAAUCAUCAUCAAUAUUCUUAACCAUUCCGUUUGCAUGAAAGAAUGAUUUUCAUACGUCAGGGGCAGCGCCCCGCCUGAAGCAAUGCAAACAAACUCAUCCGUGGCUCUGUAGCAGGUUUCUUCUGCACAGAUUAUCUCGAGAGUUUUCUGGACUACCGAUCCUGGCAUUGGUAGAUUGGUACGCAAUUUUCACUUUUUAUUUCUUUUUUCUUUUUUUCCGUUGACUUAUAUUUGCUCCCUCCGUGUUCUUCAUGUCAACGUCGUAGGAACCCGGCCGGAGUAGCAAUCCUAUGCACCUACAAGUUUGGGAGCGCAUCCAUGGGGCUGGAGGCGUACAGAUAUGGUAUUAUAUCCCAAUUGCACCUCGUCAUUCAAACAAGUGUGAUCAAACAAGCUCUGAUCGCAGCGAAUCCAUCCCCUCCUGCGUCUUCUUCUCAAGCCUGUGAUGUCAGAUGGCUGGGAUUGAGAUCGGAAGACUUGCCCAGUCUACCAGUGAGCGCAAUGAAUGACCUGACGGCUCGCGAUCUGCAGAUAUCCAGGAGCUUGAUGUCAUCCAGGAUGCUGCCGGUGAGUGGGACGUAAACUUGUCUCAAUGGGACGAGGAUGGAGGAGCAGAUCCACCGCUGAGCUCCUUCUUUGUUGGGGGUUACAGGGGCCGCACAGGGCGGAGCUGGAGAUGAUGGCGGCGAUGGGGAAGCGGGUGGAGAUGGAGGCGCUCUACUAUCGCGGCUUCGGCUUCUUGGGGAAAUACGUCGCACAGAAGAUCGUGAGGGGUGAUUACAUCUAG